This is a messenger RNA of Drosophila yakuba, 1026 nucleotides long. RefSeq lists its product as uncharacterized. NCBI's taxonomy places the organism in Eukaryota, Metazoa, Arthropoda, Insecta, Diptera, Drosophilidae. The record is from RefSeq and is a predicted model, not a curated record. The transcript has 2 exons. The coding region runs from base 308 to 889 and encodes 193 amino acids.
CGAAAUUUGGUUCAAAAAUUGAAAUAUGACUUUGGCAGCAUUGGAAUAUAUUAAUCUAAUGUUUGAAAAGCCCAUUAUGAUUAUUCAAAUUAUUCCAUUACAAUUCUUUUACAUAUUUUAUUUCGUCCAUUCGAUUGGUGUUUAAUUUCAACGCUUCAACAAACGCAAUAAUACAGCAAUAUUCAAUAAUCAGCAAUAAUGACUGAAAAUCGAAAAUGUCUAGCGUUUUCAUCAUUAUUGAAAUAAUAUCAUUGGAAACCAUCUUUAAUUAAACAAACAGUUAAAUACAUAUGUGAUUGUGCGUUGUAUGGAAUCUCCAAAGGGCAUUUUAGUAAAAGCAAUAGCCAUGAAAACGUUGUAUUUCAUUUGCGCACUAUACUUUCUCAUGGACUUGGCUAAAUGUCAAAAUCGUUUUCGGAUUUUCUUCGAUGAGUUUGCGAUCAAGUAUAAGGUGCCGGAUGUGUUUGAGAAAAUGGAUUGCAAUUUGUUUCAGUCGAAUAAUCGAAGCUACGUCAACGCCGAAAUGAUAUUGAAAAAGGAAGUCGCAGAUUUGAAUGUUCGUGCACUAAUGGAGUUCUGGAAACCGAACGCGAAAACUAAAUUGAAAUUGUACGAUGUUCGAAUGGAUGGGUGUCUCGUACUUCGAACUAUGAACAAAAAUAAACUGUUCUACUUCUUUGUGAAGAGCUUUAAGAAACACUCCAACGUUCUUUUGUCGUGUCCCUUUAAAGCGAAUUUUACCUACAAAAUGAAUGACUGGUUUUUGGAUGAAGAGGAGCUACCACAGUUUGUUCCUGUUGGCGAAUUCCGUACGGUCACCGAAUACUUUAGUCAACAACGAUUGAUAAUACGUGUUGUGGCACAUGGGGGAAUUUUGCCCAAAUCAUAAGCCUUUGCUGGAAUGGUACGUUAAAAUCCCAAAGGUUUGACCAUCACAUAAAAUAAUAAAUAAAAGCCAGCUUUAAAACAAGCCGUUGUCAUAUCUAUACAUUUUAAAUACAUAAUCAACGCACAACAAUAUAUUUU